AUGGAUGGCCUUCCGCAGAGGCCUGAGGCUGAUGCCAGCCUGCCGUCUCCGCAGAGGCUCGAUGAAGAGCGAGUCCUGAGCAAGAAGCCCAAGCACGCCCGGCGUUCACUCGCUCCUUCAGCAGCCGCCAGCAGCAGCAGCAGCAGCACCAUGGUUCACCCAAGUGCUGCUGACAGGAAGAGAAAACAAGCGGCUAUCUCAGCUUCAAGCGAAGACGGAGCUGCCAAGAGGGUCAGAAUUGCUGCUACUGAUCGAGACCUUGUUGUCACUGGCACUGCCCAGCCGUCUCGCUACGAUAUGUCGCAGCACGUCCUAGCAGAGGUGUGGCAGCACAUCUUUUCCUUUGUGCCUCCACGCUCACUUGGGAAUUUGAUGUGUGUCAACCGGCUGUUUCACAGAUAUCUCGAUCCUGCUUCCACCUUCAAGGUUUCUGCCCCAGACUCGGAUCUGCCUUCUUCGUUGCCCAAGCAAUCACCAAACACCAUAUGGCGAGCGUCGAGACGUUUUCACUGGCCAAGCAUGCCCUCGCCGCUCAGUGGAAGAUCCGAACUGGACAUGUGGCGUCUUGCCUGUUCGCGGUCUUGCCAAUUCUGCGGCUGCCGGGCGGAUGAAACCGACUACGCCGGAGAUCCCCUGCGAUGGAGCCGCGGACCCGGUAACGAUACCGUGUCGCCUGUCUUCCAGUUCUUCGUCGCCUCAUGCGGACAGUGCUUGGCAAAGAACAGCAUCAAGGAAGUCGAUCUGCUAUUGUCACCGUCGAAACCUUCUUUCAUCGCAGCCGGCGCCCCAACGGUCUUCGUGACGGCUGACUUGAAUGUCGUCACUCGUCAAAUCAUGCGAAAUUCACCAAUACCGACUGGUGUUCAGCUGACGAAAGUGUUCUGGCCUGCUCAGCUGGAGAGCCUUCAAGCAGAACUUGGAGACGCCAAGCGAUUUGGUACCGCAGCUGUUGAAGAAUGGGUCAAAGGCCUAGACAGUCGCGGUGCCAAAGCCAAUCGUGACGCUUCUCGAUGGGAUAAUUGGUACCUAUCAGGAGGAGUCCGUCAAAUGCGUAAACAAUCCUCCUCUACUCAAAUCAUACCCUCCUCCGAUGAUCGACAGCGAGACAAGGCAGAACGAGGAGGAAAAAUAGCUGCACCGAAGAAGCAGGCCACUCACAAGUAUCCAACUCGAAGCAAAGCAGCAGGCAUCCAGGCCGCUCAAUCUCAAGGUCAGGAUCAUACUGACUCCACCACACGAGCUGAUUUAUCCAAACUUGCGGACAAAGUCAUCAAUGGUCAAUGGGAUGGAGGUGGAAGCAUCACAGGGAGAAACCUUGCAACUUUCGUCACACAAGUGCUGACCUGCGUCCGCGAUCAAUAUCAUGCAGACUCUGCCAAAAACAAUGCAUCUUCGAUGCGGAGACUGACUUUGGAUGAUUUGAGAUGGAUAUUCACUCAGAAAAUCGCGCCACUUGCCAAGAGACCUGGAGUAGAAGUGUUCUCGUGCAACAAAUGCCCAACAUCCAAGCGCUACUCGUUGCCAAGCGUCAUCCAGCAUUAUUGUCACAAACACAGUGGAAAGGAGGCGAACAUGUCUGUCCAUUGGAAAGAAGAGUGGACUGCGGAGCUUCCGUUCAAGCCAGCUCCGGGGGCAGAACGCCAAUCACUCAAUAACACAAACAAGGGGGGUUACCAGGCCAUUAAAUCAAGGGCCGCCAUUCUGGCCGAAGAUCUGGCACCCGCUUGGCGUGCUCUGACAUCGGUUCGAAACAUACCCACGCCGGUCAAAGUGAGUGCCGCGAUCAACUUUAUCGCCAGGCGGCAUCAAGAGAUAUAUAAGCAGCCAGCGCCAUGGGAGUUAUUGUACAUCGGGAAGUGUCCUCACAUCAUCGGCGUGGAAGCAUGCUUGGCUUGCAAGGUUUGCAAGGAAAAGUCACCCAUGGGAACGAACAAGACGUUUAAGCUAUCUGGCUUGGCGCAUCAUUUUCACCAAACUCAUGAGCACGUUGAUUGGCGUACGGGCAUGAUCUGGGUGCCAGACCUAUCGCAGGACAUUCGAGACGCCAUCCGAAAGAAUAAGCGAGCUUUCGAGCUGGUCUCGAAUGCAUUACCCUGGCUGUUUGAGGACAAGGAGGGAAUGGAUCAGGGUGAUGUCGUUCUCUUUCAGAGUCAGCAGCCUCUUCUCCAUGCAAAUCAAGGAACAAAAGAUGCUGUAACUGAGCCGGCAACACGUUUCUACCCUACCGAAGAGCCUGGUGAAUCGCUUCACCUUGUGCCGGCAAGUGCGGUGUACUCUCCACCAGACGCGGCCCACAGGGAGUUGGCAUACAGAACCAACAUCUCGUCAAACCCGCAUAUUGAAGAGACCGGGUUCAGAGUCCAUGAAGCACCAGCAAGAAUGUCCGCUCAAAUCUCUGCUAGAGAGAUUGAGGCGAGAGGUGGCGGGACAUGGGAAACAGCACACGUCAGAUCGAGGACUGUCGAUUCAAGACAUGCUGUCCCGGAGUCCAGAAGCCAUGUGGAAACUUACUACGUACACCGUGAGCACGAGCCUCACACAAGAGAGCCCCCGAUCAGCUAUCCAUAUUAUCCUCACAUGGAGCGGCAGAGACAACAGGCCCACGCGGCACUUGAAGUUCGUCACGCCAGCCGGCAACCCUGGACGACCAGUUACUACAAUCCGCCGAUGUCUUCCGCAGCUGCCUACCACUAUGCUGAACCCACUCGGUCCCAUGAUAGAUAUGGCGUUGUGGACGUGCGAAACUUACCACACGAACAGUACAUUGAACGUCCCGUUAUUUAUUACGGGCAGAGAGCGACCCCGAUGCCGACUAUAUCAACUAUACCUGCUGGGAGCCGUAUUGAUACAGCACCUGCAUCACGGGUGUAUAGUGAAUAUCCCUCGAGAUAUCAACUGGUUGAAAGAGUGUCUAGGGAGUUGGAACUUGAUAUAGAGUAG
Messenger RNA from Trichoderma reesei QM6a, 2940 nucleotides. RefSeq lists its product as uncharacterized. The coding region runs from base 1 to 2940 and encodes 979 amino acids. NCBI's taxonomy places the organism in Eukaryota, Fungi, Ascomycota, Sordariomycetes, Hypocreales, Hypocreaceae. Gene Ontology annotation, molecular function: protein binding. The record is from RefSeq and is a predicted model, not a curated record. The transcript is spliced from 3 exons.